This is a messenger RNA of Capsicum annuum, 3207 nucleotides long. RefSeq names its product DUF724 domain-containing protein 6. The coding region runs from base 546 to 2894 and encodes 782 amino acids. The transcript is spliced from 9 exons. Lineage: Eukaryota; Viridiplantae; Streptophyta; Magnoliopsida; Solanales; Solanaceae. The record is from RefSeq and is a predicted model, not a curated record.
UGACGUCAAAAAAGAGGGGGUAAAAAAAGAAAAGGGGAAAUUGGGAAUUAAACAUACUAGGGCUUUGAAUUCCCUUUUGGGAUUUUGACAAAAGCCCUAAAAUACAAAAUGCGUGGUGGCACUAGAACAACUAGACAACAGCAGCAGCAGCAUCUUCAACAACAACAACAACAACAGCAUCUCACUAAAGGCUCUACCGUUGAAGUUACUUCCGACGAAGAAGGAUUCAAAGGCGUUUGGUUCGGUGGCACCGUACUCCGUCUCUGUAAGAAUAAGGUGUUAGUCGAAUACAAGAGUAUUGUUGCUAACGAAAAUGGGUCGGAUCCAUUGAGAGAACUUGUUAACGUUUCAUUUGUGAGGCCGGUACCACCGGUUGAACUAAUUGAGGGGUACGAGUUAGAAGACGUUGUUGAUGCGAAUUAUAAGGACGGUUGGUGGACUGGGGUUGUAACUAGGGUUUUGGAAGAUAAUAGGUAUCAAGUUACUUUUAGUAAUCCGCCUGACGUACUUGAAUUUGGUGUGUCUGAAUUGAGACUUCAUAAACAAUGGGUCAAAGGGAAUUGGGUCUUACCCGGGAAGCAGACUCACUCAUGUUUAGUGUGGGGAAGAAUGUGGAAGUAUCUUUUGAUAAAGAUGAUCGCCGUGAUGCUUGGUUUCCCUCAAAAGUAGUUGAACAAUGUGAAAAUGGCUCUUUUUUGGUGGAGAGGUAUCGGACAAUCGACAAAAAGGGGCGUAUUGACAAUGUAACAGUUGAUUCCUCCCAUAUCCGACCUUUACCACCGCAUAUCAAUAGGAAGAAAUUCAAUUUGCUGGAAAAAGUGGAUGCAUUUUAUGAUCUUGCCUGGUGGAGUGGUAUCAUCACUAGAGAGCUUGCUGAUAAUAGGUAUAUUGUCUUUUUUAAGCACACAAACAAGGAGAAGGAGUUGAGUGACUCUGAUUUGAGACCUCAUAUGGAUUGGAAAGAUGGGCAGUGGUUUACUACCUCUCGGGACCUUCCAAUUCCUUCAGAUUGUCAAACUAAUGGAAGCAAUAACUGCACUGACACUAGUAUUUCACAAAAGGAUGUUCCUCUUGACGGAUCAAGCAUUAUGAAUGAGACAUCUGAGGAAAAAACACAACGUUCUGUGAAGUAUAUAGAGGAUCUUAAUGAGCCACAUUCAACUGAUGAGAUUUCACCGGAGGAGACAUUGCAAAAUGUCCUUCCCAGCUGUGAUUCUGCAUCUCCACAUCCCGCAGAGCUGCCCAAAGACAUGUCACUUGAAGCUUGUAAUCUUAGUUCAAAGCUUUCCAAAAAACCCCGUACAAAGAGUCCCUUUAGUCAUACUAGCCCAAAAUCUGAAUACGCUGAAAAGAAGAUUUCAGUACCUGUAGCUGUCGAUGAGCAACCCCAUAACCGCUCUUGGCAGAACAGAACUAGGAAGAGAUGCCAGGAACUAGGUGAAGAAAAGAAGGGUGGGGCACUUGAAAAGUUGCGACGCCUAAAAUCUCCUACAACAGGUAACAAGGAUAUUGCACUAGAAAAUGCUGCUGACGUUACUCAAAAACGUUCUACACGUAAAGAAACUGAUGUUCCUGUCAUCAUAGGGUUGGAGUGUACUAAAGUUAGGAGCUCAAAGACUAAAAGAACGCGUCAGAUUAAUAAUGAAUCUUUGGAGCCUAUCGGAGAUCAGAAGCAGAUUGAUGCUGCUGUAGAGGGUAUACAGGAGGAGAACAAACAAUUAGGUGAUGAAGAGGGCAGUAGUCAGAAAAAAAGAAGGGGAAGACCACCUAGGAAAUUGCUUAAUGCCCUAGAAGAUAUGCAACCAAGCGGAGAUCAUUCAAAAGAUGAGAUUUUAGAUCCCGUUGAGCUAGCAAUUAUGGUUAAUGAAGAUGGUAAGGAGCAACUAGAGGUUCCAGCAGGCCCCAGCAAAAAAAGAGGCAGGACGAAGAAGAUGACCCCAACAAAAAUGUCAAGUGAAAAAGCAAUUCAGUCUUCGUCCCAGCAGCAUGAGAAGCAUUACGUGAAGAGGGAAAAACGACAAGCAAAAUCUUUAAAUAUUGAAUCUCAAGCUCAAGGUUCUGUUGACUCUUCUGCAGUGAAAACUGCUGAAUCAAACAAGAUAGCAACCGAAUGUGAGGAAGCUCUUGCUGAAAUACCCUUCAACGGAUUUGAUGAUCAACCCCUUGCAAAGUGGUUUGAAGAAAUACAGUCUCCUACUUCUGUUGAUGGAUUGAGAAUUUCACCUGCACGUAGUCCGAAGCAAUCUGCUGAGAUGUGGGAGAAACAAGACAUGCCCAUGCAAACUCCUGUCAAUGGGACCCCAGCAACUCAAACUGCAACCCAGAGCUUGCCAUUUGUGAAAAAUACACUGCUUUGGUCAACAGUUGAAGCCAUGGAUAUUUUCAAGAGGAUUCCUCAGAAGCCACAUUUCAAUCCGUUGCUACAAUGUAAAGAGAGUUCCCGUGAAGGAAUGGCUAUAGGUCAUAUGGUUACCUUUUUAAGCAUAGUAGAGAGGACUUCUAGACUGCACUUUGACGAUCCUAGAAGUAGCUUUCAGGAAAUCUUGGAGACUCUCAGUGACUUGGAAACCCAUGGAUUUGAUGUGCAGCUUGUGCGAGAUCGUAUAACGGAGUUGUUGUUGAUGAAAGAUAAGCGGGAAAAGCUUGAAGUCCAAGUUGCAGAUAUUGAUAGUCAGAUUAUCGCUCAUAACAUGGACAAAGAACGUAUUGAUGGAGAAAUUGAAGAGAUCAAUAAACAAAUAGCAGAAUUACAGGAUAAGCUAUCCCUGGCUACCUCAAGAAAGGUGGUUAAGGACCGUGAAAUUGAUGGUUUAAGGUCUAAGUUGAUGGAUAUUCAAGCAGACACGAAGAAGGCACAUUCUGAAUUUGACAGUCUCACUAGUAAACCUCUUUAACUGCUGCCAGCAUGUCACAAUUGAUGGUUUCUCUUCAAGCAUGGGUUGCUGCUAUUGCUUGAAUGAUAUAUAAUCACUAGUAUCUUAGUUUGGUAGGUGCUUUUAGACCAUUUGGCGAUCAUGCCAAAUGUGUAUAUGUCCUGUCUAGGUAACUUCGUUGGAAUAGUACAUGUUUUUGGAUGGUCUAUGGUUUUUCAGCUCCAGACUACUUUUUGUGAACCUGAAGGUUCAAAAUGACUUUGGAAACUGAUUUAACCAUGGGUUUCCUUGUAUGUGAUGAAUCUGAUGCCGUAGUUGAUUGGUCCUCUGUUAA